UUUCCUGUGGAAAUUAAUUCUCAAAAAAAAUAAUUUAUCUAGACAGUGGAGUAGAUCUGUUGUUCGGCUUCCUUUCAUUACUGACACAUUUCUUUAGUUUCAGUGUCUGAAACACCAUGUAGAAAUGUGAAAUUACUAAUAUGUAGACCUAAAGAACCUACCAUUGCCACAGGGGCUGAUUGGAAAAGCUGGAAAAUAAAGGUCUGUGGCUCACCAGUAAAAAGAGAAAUACCUCAUGGUCUUUACUGAGAACAGUGCAGUGCAAAAGACAUGCAUCACUUUGAGGAAGAACUAACAUGUUCCAUUUGCUAUAGCAUAUUUGAGGAUCCACGUGUUCUGCCCUGUUCCCAUACAUUUUGUAGGAACUGUCUGGAAGGUGUCAUUCAGCUGUCAAGCAACUUUUCCAUUUGGAGACCCUUGAGAGUUCCUCUGAAGUGUCCUAACUGUAGGAGUAUUGUUGAAAUCCCUGCUGCUGGUACCGAAUCGUUGCCUGUCAACUUUGCACUGAAAGCUAUUAUUGAAAAAUACCAGCAGGAAGAUCACUCUGACGUUGCGACCUGCAGUGAACACUAUAGGCAACCGCUGAAUGUUUACUGUCUUUUGGAUAGAAAAUUGGUGUGUGGCCAUUGCCUUACAAUAGGAAAACACAACGGUCAUCCCAUAGAUGACCUUCAAAGUGCCUACAUAAAAGAAAAGGAGACUUCUGGAAAAAUUCUCGAGCAGCUAACUGAUAAACACUGGAGUGAUGUGUGUUUGCUUAUUGAAAAGCUGAAAGAACAGAAGUCCCACUGUGAAAGCAUGGUUCAGGAUGAUAAAAAAGUAGUAGUACGGUAUUUUAAGAAAUUGAGCGAUACCUUGGAGCACAAAAAACAAGCUCUGCUGACUGCGCUGGAUGAAAUUAACACACAGAUCUUGGAAGAGUAUCAGCCUCUCAUUGAGAAGUUGAAAAGAAUAAGGGAAGAGCAGCUGGAAUUAAUGUCACUGAAUACAGCGAUUCAAAAAGAAGAGUCCCCGCUUAUUUUUCUUGAGAAGGUGGAUGGUAUGCAUCAACGUAUACAAGCUUUGAAACAGAAGCAACUGCCGGAUGUUAAACCUGUGGAGAUUUAUCCGAGGAUCGGGCACCUCCUGAAAGAGGUGUGGUCUAAAACUGAAAUUGGUCAGAUCAACAAGAUCCUCACUCCAAAAAUAAAACUGAUUCCGAAAAGGAAGUUACGCAGCAAAGGCAGCGGAAGGGAAGGAAGAGAAUCUAAAGAACUCUUCCAGGCUGUAAAUCCUUUAGCAGUCCUGCUUCUUUUUAUAAUGGUGGUGGUAACUGUGUUUUCAUUUCACAAACCGGUAUCAUCACUUGUAAUCAAAGCUACUCCCACUUAUAUCUCAGAAUUCGUGCUGCUUUUUUAUCAAGAUUUCUGCACCCAUUUGCAGAAUAUAGUGGAUGUGCUGUGCCAUACAUUUAAUUUACUGAUGGAGUUUUGGGGGACAGUUGUUUCUCUUUGACUAUUUCAAUGAUGAGAUUAAGAGUUAGUGUAGGAAUGCACAGGAUUUUAUUUUUUUUUUUUUAAUUUCAACUUAAAAAGCUGGAUUGUUAAGGCUCUACCCUUUUCCUUUAUAUUUCCCUAUCCUCCCUUUUUCUGUAUUUUGUAGAUUUCCUCUUGGCUAACUCUUAGUUAACUGAGGAGAUCUGCAACAAAAAAGGCUUCCUCUUCUGCUCACACAGUAAGGUGGGUAGGUUGGGGUGUGUUCAAACUGGAAGAUAAUCAGGAACAACGUCUUCCUAAGCAAGCUGUAAUCAGCUUACAAAUUGUAAUUGGGUGUCGUGUUUGUAAAAACUCUUCACAGAUUUUUUUUUUUUUUUUGGUAACGUAAUUUUAAAUUUUUUUUUUAUAAAACCACUCCAACAUUAAAGGUUAAAAAACCACCUCAGGCUGCACACUGGCUAGUCCUGGAUGGGCCAGUCACUAGCUGCAUAUAAAACUCCUAUUUUGUGUCUUAUUGACCUCUCUCUGAAUGUAUUUUAACUGAUACACCUGUGGUCUUUUAAAGUGUAUAUUCAUGGCCCCAGGUUUCAUUUUAUUUCUUCCUGCUUACUAGUGGAUGAUGUGAUUUAAUCUUUUUUUUUUUAAUUUUGUGUCUUUCAAAUGGUUCUCUCCACGUUACAGAGCAGUAUGUGUAGGACUUCUGGUGAACUAUUACGUACAGUUUGUUAGUGCAGCUGUGCAUAAAUCAGGGGUUUCUUUAGUCUGGCAGGGAGCUCUCGCUGCUUACUAAAAUGAGCCCUGACUUUUUGCUAAAUCAUUUAAUAUGUAGUGAAAAUAGAUACAUACUGUAGUAAGUAGCAAACCUCCCACUGUAGAGUGGUAUAAGUAAGUCAGUGGUAUAAGGAUUUCUAAUGUCAAGAGCUCUUAAACCAACUUAACAAUGAAUCUAAAUUUAUAUUCAGCUUUUCAGCACAAAUAAUGGAGGUCUUUACCUUGACAUAGAGGAAAUGUGAUGAUAGCAUUUCGUUUCACUACUUCUGAUGAGAUGCUCCAGCCUAAACUGUGCUCAGGAGCGAAACCCCCAGCAAAAGCCAUUUUUAGUCUCCAGUUAUUAACAGGCUGAUUACAGUAAGUACUGGGACAGCCUUCAAGCGCUGCAGAACACAGGUGAGCUUAUGAUUCACUAAAAACCCAAAAACCAGUGUUCGCUAUGUCUAAUUGUAUUUGACUUGAUAAAAAUAAUAGCAUAUUCUAGCACAGCAGCAUCCCUUGGCUGUUGUAUAUUUUUAAAUAAUAAAAGUUGUCUAAAUAGCGAUUGAAUUUGGAGGCUAGCCUUUAACUACUUGGUAUUUUAAAGCCUUGUGCAACCCCAGACUUGCUCGUUGCUACCAGCAGAUGCUAAUGGCGUCCUGCAAAAUAACAAUUGCUGCCAGACUUCAGUGAGGGCUGAGAGCAAGGUCAGGCCUUGGAGGCGAUGCUGAUGCAUUCCUUAAGCCUACGUAAGAUCCUAAUGACAAUAUUGGUAUCCUAACGUUGCUGUGUGGAUAAAACACUGAGUCUCUGCAGCUCGGUGGGUUUGAUUGCCCAGGUUUGACUGAGGCAGGAGCCAGCAGCGCUGCAGGGGGGUGGGCCUUUGCCUGCACAUUAGGAGUGGUUUCUAGAAUUUGUACAUUUUCUGUACGUUUUCUGUAAUCUUUUAGAGUUCACGAAGGCAAAUCCCAUCAAUACCACUGGUCAGGUUUUGAAAUGAUGUUUAGGUGUAUCCUAGGACUGGAUAAAUGUUGUCAUAUUAAUUUCCCAGUAAAAUUGGGAAUUCGUUUUUGUCUUAAGCCCUGCUGGAAGGCUGUCACUUGGCAUGUAAGUCUCAAAACCUGGUGCUAAGUGUCUGUCUACUACCACAUGAGGCUUCUUUUUUGAUUGACUUACCUCCCUUUUAUUUUCCUGACUUUUAAAAACUUACAGAGAGUUUAUAAUGCGAUUUUAUUUUUCAAGACUACCGGGAUUUAUAAGAUGCCUUUAUCACUGAUUGAAAUGUUUAGUACUUGUACUUCAAAUGCACUAUGUAUUUUAAUAAAUUUGCAUACAAAUAAAAUAUAUUCUUC
This is a messenger RNA of Egretta garzetta (little egret), 3577 nucleotides long. It is a transcript of the gene TRIM59, whose product is annotated as tripartite motif containing 59. The record is from RefSeq and is a predicted model, not a curated record. Lineage: Eukaryota; Metazoa; Chordata; Aves; Pelecaniformes; Ardeidae. Gene Ontology annotation, biological process: cilium assembly. Gene Ontology annotation, molecular function: zinc ion binding. Gene Ontology annotation, cellular component: centrosome; cilium; intraciliary transport particle B. Bases 271 to 1494 code for a protein of 407 amino acids. The transcript has 2 exons.